Molecule: messenger RNA, 984 nt
Organism: Hyaloperonospora brassicae
Lineage: Eukaryota; Oomycota; Peronosporomycetes; Peronosporales; Peronosporaceae
Source: the annotation of a GenBank genome assembly
AUGAGCUUUGACUAUUACGGCAAACGAUUGGCCACGUGCAGCUCCGACCGGAAGAUCAAAAUCUGGGAAGAGCUCGGCCACGAGUGGCGGCUCGAGUACGAGUGGAACGCGCACCAGGCGAGUGUGUGGAAGGUCGAGUGGGCCCACCCUGAGUUCGGCCAGAUCUUGGCCUCGUGCUCGUUCGACCGCACGGUGUCGAUUUGGGAAGACCAGGGCAUGUACUUGAACGCCGGACAGGGCGCCGUCUUGAGCAGCGACGCAGCGACGGCCAAUGGAGGAGGAGCUCCAGCAGCGAUCGCAGCGGGGACAAAGGAAGGGUGGCGCAACCAGGCGCAGCUCGUGGACGCCAGAGACUCUGUCCACGAUGUCAAGUUCGCCCCUCGACACCUCGGGCUGCGUCUCGCGACCGCGUCCGAAGACGGCUUUGUGCGCAUGUACGAAGCAAUUGACGUGAUGAACUUGUCGCACUGGCCGCUGCAGGAGGAGUUUCUGGCUGACAAAGACGGUGCGACGUGCGUGUCGUGGAACAAGUCGCGCUUUGAUGUGCCCAUGACCGUCGUCGGUGGCAACAGCGACGUGGCCAAAGUCUGGGGAUACAAUAACUCGUACCGCAGGUGGCAGGUCGUUGCCGAACUUGUGGGUCACACGGACGCAAUCCAUGACGUGUGUUGGGCGCCCAACAUGGGUCGCUCGUCGCAUCUACUGGCGACGGCCAGUAAGGACCGCACAGUGCGCAUUUGGCGGCUGACAAUCCAGGCAGACGACCACUUGCAAGCCGAUGUCAAGGAAGUUGCGCGCAAGCACCACCAUGACUCGGAGGUCUGGCGUGUUGAGUGGAACAUUACCGGCACCAUGCUAGCAUCUUCCGGCGACGACGGUACCGUGCGCAUGUGGAAGAGUGACUUUGAGGGCAAUUGGGCGUGUGUCAACACCAUCUGUGGAGACUUGGGCCCUGCCGCGGCGCCGCCUCCGAUGGACUUGUGA